AGCAGCUCCGGCCCCUCACCGACGCGCAGCCCGCGCCUGGCCAGAUCCGUCGGCGGAGGCCCGCAGCCCAGCGACGACGCGGUAGCCAUGGCUGAAGCGGCGCCUGCCCGAAAUCACACUGUGGAUCGUGGUGCCUACUGUUCAGGUCUUGGAGAAGAAAGUGGAUUCUUGCCUGGUCUGCUUGCUGACUCCGGAGGGAUGCUCAGGGACAGCGGAGAAGAAGCUGGCUGACUGAGAAGCCAGCUGUGGAGUUCAGCAGCCAGCUGGAGGGCAAGUGGGCCGUGCUGGGGACCUUGCCUCAGGAGUCUAGGCUGCUGCAGCAGCAGUGGAGAACAUGAAGAACCUCAUGGGCAACUGGAACUUCUGGGUCCAGCGGCUUCCCCCUGGCAACAAGGGGGAGGUCCCCAAGGUGCCCCUGACCUUUGAUGACGUGGCUGUAUAUUUCUCUGAAUUAGAGUGGGCCAAGCUGGAGGACUGGCAGAAGAGGCUCUACAAGCAUGUGAUGGGGGCAGCUAUGAGAUACUCGUUUCCCUGGGUAAGGCUGCAGAGGAAUACCUGGGCUUUCAUCCUACAAUGGCUUCCUGCUGUCUUUGCUUUUGCUUUAGGCAGCCAGACUCAGAUUUUUCUCCAUGCCCUCCCCAUUCUGUAUGAAGAUUAUGCCAUCUCCAACCCGGUCAUUCUCACCCAGAUAGAGAGGGGAGAAGAGCCUUGUCCUGCAGGCCCCUGGGGCCAGGAGAAGCGGGGUGAGGAGGAGACAGUAUGUCAAAGGAAACCAAAUACCAGCAUUUCUCUGAGUCCAGAGCAGGCCCCAAGUCCAGCUAGCCCUGCCCAGGAGGAACUGAAUCAAAGGCAGACCCCUGAGCGGCAGCAAGAGGAAGCAGACAUGAUUCUACCCGAGCCAGGCACUGGGAUUCCAGCAAGCACCAGCCCUUUAUCACUUAAACAGGAGGAAGAAUCUGCAGAGGGAGGAGAGUUGCCACCCUCCCCUUCCACAGAGAGCCUGCCUUCUGUGGAGCCAGGUGAGUGAAAAGAGAAAACACUUGUGACUGUGACAGAGCCUCAGAGGGCCUUUGGUAGUAACAGUCAGCCUGUGGUCAACUGGCCUUAAUGGAAAGUUACUGCUUGAAGACAUGCUGCGGAUAGAAGACUCUAUCUGCUAGUGAUAGAAAGGCUGUUCAUAUAUGAUCUGCUCCAGUCCCACAGUAACCCUGUGAGGUGGCCUACCUAGAUACACAGCCUCAGGCAUCUUGCAGUUUGCAUGUUGACCUAGACUUUCAGUGUAGGUCCUUCAC
Molecule: messenger RNA, 1292 nt
Organism: Mus caroli (Ryukyu mouse)
Lineage: Eukaryota; Metazoa; Chordata; Mammalia; Rodentia; Muridae
Source: RefSeq, a predicted model, not a curated record